AUGCCGCGAGUGACAAAAAAGCAAAAAGAAGCAGGUAAAACUGCCAAACCAAAAUUCAAUCCCAAACCUAGAUCAGGAGGUAAUGUUGGAGGCGGUAAGAAAGGUGGAUUUCAAGUCAAGCCUUCUAGAGCACCCAAAGAUGCCUAUAUGGGUAAAGCUCAAAAGAUAAAAGCAGACUUGAUCCAACGUGCCAAGAUGAAGAAGUCGUAUGCCAAAGUUCUCAAAGAAGAAGGUAUGGAUUCAGGUAGAUUAGGCGACGGAACAAGGCGGAGGAAUGAACGACCUCUUCCUGAAGUUGUUGGUGAUGAUACAAGAAAAGGGACUGGCAAGGGGAAGGGAAAUAGGAAAGAUCCCGAGGAUGAACAAAGAAGAUUGGAAUCUAGAGCAGGACCUGCCCCUUCGUCAAAUACAUCAGGAGGUCAUGAUUAUGAUUCAAGUAAAGCUGGUCCAUCAAAACUAUAUAGACCAAAAUCGAAUACCUCUUUACGGGAAAAAGGUAAAAGUAGAAACUCGAGUGAAUAUACAAAGGAUAGACCACCGCAUGAAAAGCGCCCGGCCCCAAUAAAGAAAGUCCGAGCUUUAUCACCUGAACCUAUACUUGCAUCAACCCCCAAUGAUAAUGGAGAACCGAAGAAGUCAUUCAGAGAUUUAAAAAAAGAAGCUUUCUCAAAGUACCAUAAACCGAAACCGGAUCCAGCUUACGCAGGAGGAAUGAAAGGGAAAAGAGGACAACCGAAUAUGGGUGCUAGGAUGGGUUUGUUAUUAGAAAAGAUAAAGGGAAAUGUUAGGUGA
Kwoniella shivajii is the source of this 792-nucleotide messenger RNA. RefSeq lists its product as uncharacterized. Bases 1 to 792 code for a protein of 263 amino acids. NCBI's taxonomy places the organism in Eukaryota, Fungi, Basidiomycota, Tremellomycetes, Tremellales, Cryptococcaceae. The transcript is spliced from 2 exons. The record is from RefSeq and is a predicted model, not a curated record.